This is a messenger RNA of Cannabis sativa, 903 nucleotides long. RefSeq lists its product as uncharacterized. Lineage: Eukaryota; Viridiplantae; Streptophyta; Magnoliopsida; Rosales; Cannabaceae. The transcript has 5 exons. Bases 1 to 903 code for a protein of 300 amino acids. The record is from RefSeq and is a predicted model, not a curated record.
AUGCCUCGGGGCCUAAAUGCUACUAAUCUCGUUCUCAUUUCGAAGAAGUCUCCUUCUGUUAUGGGUGACUUGAGGCCUAUUGCUCUUUGUAAUGUAUCGUAUAAAAUCAUUUCGAAAGUCAUGGCUAAUCGGCUCAAAAAUCGAAGGUCAUCUCGGAGUUUCAGAGUGCGUUUAUUCCUGAUGGGUUUUACAGAGGCUUGGGUUGAUAUGAUCAUGGAAUGUCUUCGAACUAUUUCAUAUAACAUUGUUCAUGGUGGAGAAAGUUUGGGUCCUAUUGUCCCAUCUCGAGGAAACCGUCAGGGAGAUCCGCUGUCGACGUAUCUGUUUAUUAUUUGUGUGGAAGGUCUGUCUGCUCUUAUUCGGUUGCAAUCAGGGAAGAGGCUCAGCAUGUCCAGGAGUAGCUUAAUACUUUUGAAAGGGCAUCGGGCUAGAAGGACUCGUGAAUCUAUUUUGUCUACUCUUCAUAUGAGGGCAGCGGAUUACCAUAGUUUUUAUCUUGGGCUGCCUAGUAUGGUGGGAAGAAAUAAGAGUGUUACCUUCGACUUUGUAAAAGAGAAGGUGAGAAAGAGAAUUCACAAUUGGGAUAGUAAGCUUCUGUCUAGAGUAGGUAAGGAAGUGCUUAUGAAAUUGGUUAUCCAAUCGUUACUGACAUGUGCUAUGAGUGUUUAUUUUGAUCCCGUUGGAAAUUUGCGAAGAUGUGGAUCGACUUAUGGGGUCAAUAAUUUAUUAAAAGUUGAUUCUCUUGAAUGGGAUGAGGAAGUUCUUCAGGAUUUAUUUGUUCAAAGGGAUGUUGAUUUAAUUCAUCGUAUUCCUUUGUCCCCUUUUUCGGUUGAGGAUACUUGGUUUUGGAUGUUUAAGACUUAUGGGGAUUAUUCUGUCAAAAGUGCUUAUCGCGCCUUGUAG